UCCACGGGGUGUCCACACCUCGCGGAGUAAGAUCACUUGGGUCUCUACCGCCGAUUACUCUCGCGUAACCGUCCUCUGCGCCGCGCGCCGUCGAUUUCUAGAGACCCUAUAAAGAGAGAUUCUCCAACUCGUCACGUGAUUGCUCCUAAACUCUAAUUGGUUGGGGUAAGUUUGCACAUCUGCGCUCCAUGAAUUCGCACUAUAACCCUAUGCUUGGAUGGCUUGACUGUCAGACAGCUGUCAGGAUACGUGAUACGUGAUUAUGUACAGUCGUGAGCUAAAAGGUUGCAACACAUUUUCUUCGAUGGAUUUUGGAAUGUAGACUUGCUUAUCGAUCGGCAAACGUAAUUGGUUGGAUCCAUAGAUUUUUAGAUUUUGCAAUGCCAAGCAUUUGCUGUGCAUCUAGAUGUUAUAAUAAAUCGUGUCAAGGCUAUGCAUUGGCACGAUUUCCGAAAGAAGAAGAAUAUAAAAAAGCAUGGUUAGAUACUUUAGGCGAGAAUGCUGCUUUGUCGAAGCGUUCCGUGGAAAAUCUUAGAUUGUACGAAGUACACUUUGAACCAUCGGAUAUAUUUGUAGUGGGUAGCCGGAAAGAAAUAAAAAAAAAAACGCAAUUUUAUCACGUUUUUGUCGCUGUUUCUUUGAGAAUUACAAGUCGCAAACAAGAAAACGAACGAAAGAGAAAACACAUGUGCGUAAUAUUAAAACCAAACUAAAUAAUCAUAUUUAUCAAGCAAUUGAUACAUGUAAGCAUUUUCGUAUCUCUGAAAAAAGCGUGUCUUUUUCAAAAAUCAAGCAUACCAAGGAAAAGUUAUCUAAGAAGCAAAUGCGUGUUAUGAAUUAUCAAUUCAAUUGUCCAUUUACUAGGCUUCCGUUAUCAAUUAAUAAAAUAAAUAUAGAUAUUUCAAAGAAAAAUUGCAAUAUGUCAAAUUCUAAAAACAUCUGUGUGUCUUCAGAUGUUAACUCUGUUAAAAGAACUGUGCGAAAACUGACAAAGGAAAAUGAAGUAUUGAAGAAUGUCAUAAAUGUUAUGGAACUAAUUUUACAAAACAAAUUUAAUUUUUAAAAAUCUUUUUUUUAAAUAUACCUUCUUGUGUAUAUAUUUUUUAUAUUUUUUUAAUUGUAACCUUUUAUGUAUACUCUAUUAGUGAUAUAUUGAAUAUAUAUUAAGAUAUCAAUAAGGGAUAAUAAAAUAAAAUUUGUAUCAUGGU
Molecule: messenger RNA, 1208 nt
Organism: Solenopsis invicta (red fire ant)
Lineage: Eukaryota; Metazoa; Arthropoda; Insecta; Hymenoptera; Formicidae
Exons: 3
Coding region: 381-713 (110 amino acids)
Source: RefSeq, a predicted model, not a curated record